Molecule: messenger RNA, 2472 nt
Organism: Plasmodium gaboni
Lineage: Eukaryota; Apicomplexa; Aconoidasida; Haemosporida; Plasmodiidae
Exons: 1
Coding region: 1-2472 (823 amino acids)
Source: RefSeq, a predicted model, not a curated record
AUGUUUUACAAGCAUAACAUUAACUUUUAUAAUACAUGUCACAUUAAAAGAUAUAUUAUUCAAAGAAAUAUUUUUCAACGAAAUAUUUUUCAACGAAAUAUUUUUUAUAUGAUACCAUAUUAUAAUAUAUUAUCGUUUAAUAUUAAAAAUAAAUAUUAUAUAGGAUGUGAAAGAAUAGGAUUUCAUUUUUUUUUUUAUAACACAUAUAGAGACCCGUCCAUUAUGAAGAGAAACACUUUUGUUGUUUGCAAGUAUAAACAUAUUUUAAGAAACAUAAAAUAUAAAAUUGAAAGGAAUAUAAAACGUGAUAAUAUUUUUAUAAAUAAUAAUAUCAUGUCAUAUAAAGAUAUUGAACCGAAUGAGUUAUAUAAUAUUGGAAGGAGAGGAAUAAAAGUUAAAAAAAAAAAAAUGAAACUAAAAAAUAUAGAUAAGAAUGAUAAUUUAUUUAAAUAUAAAAAAUCUAUGGAUUUAUUAAAAAAGUUAUAUAAUAUUAUUCACGAUAAGUAUAAUAUGUAUUCAUGUGAUGAUUCUAAUUAUGUAGAUGAAAAAAAUAACAUUAAUAAAAAUCUUGAGAGACAAAAAAAAAAAAAAUUAUAUAAUUAUGAGAAUGAUAAAGAUUUAUAUAAUGAUAUAAUAGAUGUUAUAAAAAAUGAAAAGAAUAUAAAAACAACAUUUCUUAUAUUACAUACAGCAAAUAAAAUAAUGUGUAUAAAUAAAUUUAUUCAAUAUAUAUAUGACGAUAUAUUAUUAGUAGAAGAUAUGGAAGCAUUAUCUAUAAUAUUAAGAGUAUUAAAUAAUUCUUUUUAUGAUGACAAAAAAUUAUUAUUUAUUCUAAUGAAUAAAUUAAAAGAAAAUAUUAUUUUAGGCACGUCCUCAAAUCUAACUAUUAGUAAUACAUUUUUCUGUUAUUCUAAUUUUUAUAGUAGGGGUAUCAUAGAACAAAGCCAUAUACCCCUAGAACAAAUGAUAGGAACUGUAAUAAAUUAUUAUCAUGCAUUUUCUUAUGUGCAACUAUUGGAGAUAUUAAGUAGCUUUGAGCAUUACGAUUUUUUAAAAGAUAAAAAAAAUCAAGUUGUAAAAGAAGAGGAUGAUCUCAUGGAGGGUGGUGUUCAUCACCACAUAUGUGAUAAUAACAAUAUAAAUGAUAAUAUAAAUGAUAAUAAUAAUAUAAAUGAUAAUAUAAAUGAUAAUAAUAAUAUAAAUGAUAAUAAUAAUAUAAAUGAUAAUAAUAAUAAUUAUAAUAAUAGUAAUCAUAAUAAUAAUAAUAAUUAUUAUUAUGUUAGGGGGUUGAAAAAAUUAAGAACCAAAUUAUUCGUCAAGGUAGCCAAUUAUUUUAUUCAACAAGAUAUAAUAAAAGAACUAAGCACAAAAGAAAAAAUAGACCUAAUAUAUGCAUUCGCAAAAAAUAAAAUAUAUCAUGAGAAAAUAUUUUUAAGUCUAUAUGAUUAUUUAUUGAAAAUUAUUAAAGGAUAUAAUAAGGACAUCAUAAAUAAUAAGUUUGCAUUUUUUUUUGAAGAAAAAACAAAAAAAAAUGAACAUAUUAAAAUGAAUGAUAAUAAUAUAACGAAUCAGAUAAAUAAAUAUGAUAAUAAUGAUGAUAAUAUGAACAAUUUAAGAAACAAUGAAAAAGUUGAUAUAAAAAAUGUAUCAUCAACUUAUAUAAAUAAAAAUCUAUUAAAGGAUGCUAUUACAUAUGUAAGUAAUAUAUUAUAUUCUUAUAGUAAAUUUAAUAUAUAUAUAGAUGAAUUAUAUAAUGAAAUAUUAUUAUUUUUACAAUAUUUUUAUAAAUAUAUGGAUUGUUCUAUAUUAUCUCAAUGUUUAAUAUCCUUAACGAAGGUCAAUUGUAAUAUAAAUAUAUUAUUAUCAAAAAUAUAUAAAGAAAGAUUAAAUAUUAUUUAUGAUAAUAAACAUGAUCAUUUUUUAGAACAUAGUACAUCUAUAAAUCUAAUGAAUUAUCUUUUAUCAUAUAGUCGCAAUUUAUUUUUAGAAAAGAAUGUUUAUAAUAUUAUAUCAUAUUAUCUUUUAAAAAAUGAUAAAAUAUAUUCAUUACAUUCAUUAGAUUUAAUAAAUAUUUUUCAUGCAUAUAGUAAGAUCUAUUAUAUAGAUAAAAAAUUAUUUCUAAAAAUUGAUCAAAUUAUUCUACAACGAUUACAAGCUAAUAAAUAUUAUCUCACAAUCGAUUUAGCUAUAAAAUAUAUAAACGCAGUUUCUAAAUUAUCAUAUAAAAAUGAAAAUAUUAUUUAUAAAAUACUCGAAAUUAUUUAUCACACGAAUCAUUUACAUAAUAUUAAAAUAAUACAUUUAUUUAAAUUAUUAAAAAGUAUCAAAAAAUUAAAUAUAUCUCAUCAUAUUUUAGAAAAACAUAUUCAAAUGAUAGCACCAACUAUUACUCUAGAUUUUGCACAUUAUAUAAACUUUUAUUAUAAAGCUAAAAAGGAUAUACAUGUCAGAAAAAAAAAGUGGAUCUGGUAA